Leptinotarsa decemlineata (Colorado potato beetle) is the source of this 307-nucleotide messenger RNA. RefSeq lists its product as uncharacterized. The record is from RefSeq and is a predicted model, not a curated record. Lineage: Eukaryota; Metazoa; Arthropoda; Insecta; Coleoptera; Chrysomelidae. Gene Ontology annotation, cellular component: plasma membrane. Gene Ontology annotation, molecular function: GTP binding; GTPase activity; calcium channel regulator activity.
GGCUAGCAACGUAUCGGGCGAGAGGUCGCCCUUUGAUGGCUCCUGCUGUGGGUCGGGCUAUCACACAGUGGACUCCACUCCUUUGGGAUCUCCCGAGGAAAUAGAGGUGCCAAAGUACAGGGUGGUGCUGCUGGGAGAUGCAGGAGUCGGUAAAACGGCACUGGUCUCGCAGUUCAUGACUUCGGAGUAUAUGAAUACUUACGAUGCUAGUUUGGAUGACGAAUUUGGAGAGAGGACUGUUUCUAUUCUGCUGGACGGGGAGGAAUCAGAAAUGAUUUUCAUCGAUCAUCCUUCAUCUGAAAUGUCG